AUGGCGACGCCCUUUCCCAUUCCUGUUACCGCAGCCCAGGUUGGAACGUACUUUGUGGGACAGUACUAUCAGGUGCUUCAGAGCCAGCGGGAGUUUGUGCACCAGUUUUAUUCCGAUGCCAGCACCAUGCUCCGAAUCGACGGCAGCACCAGGGAAACCGCUGCCGCAAUGCUUGUUGCGCUAAGAGGUAAAAAAUUGGAGUAUGGGGAUGGAGAAGUCGUAAUAAUUGGGGGUAUGGUGUUGGACAUUCAUGCUACACCUUCAUUGGGAGCAAAAUCUGGAACCACUGUCCCUGGCAAGGUCUAUUAUGUCCAAGGAGGUGUGGCUAGGAAUGUAGCAGAGUGCAUGUCAAAACUAGGAUCAAAGCCAUUCAUGAUUAGUGCUAUUGGGUUUGACAUGGCAGGAAACCUGUUGUUGAAUCAGUGGAAAUCUGCUGGCCUAUCUGCAGAAGGUAUAUUGAAGGAUAAAGAUAUUGAAACACCAGUUGUAUGCAAUAUAUUUGAUGUUAAAGGUGAGGUAGCAGCUGGUGUUGCUAGUGUGGAGGCUCUUGAAAAAUAUCUUACCCCUGACUGGAUCUUACACUUCAAAAGCACUUUACUUUCUGCUCCAGUUUUAAUGAUCGAUGCAAAUCUGAGCCAUUCUGCUCUUGAAGCUUCUUGUAAAAUGGCGGCCGACAUGGAGUGUCCUGUGUGGUUUGAGCCAGUAUCAGUUACUAAAUCCCGAAGAAUCAGUUUUAUUGUCGAGUAUGUGACAUUUGCUUCUCCAAAUGAAGAUGAACUUAUUGCAAUGGCAAAUGAUUUAUCUGGUAGUGCUGUGUUUCAACCACUUUCAGAAAGUCAGAAGAAAAAUAUUUCAGUAGUGUCUUUGUUUCAAAUGCUGAAACCAGCAAUAUGGGUUUUGUUAGAAAAAGGCAUUGAAGUGGUCUUAGUGACCAUUGGCUCUAAUGGAGUGUUUUUAUGCAAUAAAGAAGGGCCUAGCUACUUAAAAAAGCCUACAGAGAAAAUAAAUCGGAGUGGUUUUGGUGGACAAUUAUACAAGAGUUUCAUGCAAAAUUGCCCACCUAGUCCUUAUUCUGGCUUUUCAAAACUUGAUAAAAGCUCUCCUCUUUGUGCUGUGCAUUUUCCAUCUCUUCCUGCUUCAGUUGUGAGGCUUACUGGUGCGGGUGAUUGCUUAGUCGGUGGAACACUCACAUCAAUUUGUGCAGGAUUAGAUAUUAUGCAAAGUGUGUCAGUUGGCAUUGCAGUGGCUAAAGCUGCAGUUGAGGCUGAGGCUAAUGUCCCUAAUUCUUUCAAUUUAUCAGCUAUCGCAGAUGAUGCAAAAUCUGUAUAUUCCGGUGCCAAAGUUCUUUUCCACCAAUCGAUGUUGUAA
Messenger RNA from Sphenostylis stenocarpa, 1368 nucleotides. Lineage: Eukaryota; Viridiplantae; Streptophyta; Magnoliopsida; Fabales; Fabaceae. The record is from the annotation of a GenBank genome assembly.